UUUCAGAAGCUAAAAAUUUAAUGUUAAAACACAACCUAUUGUAACGGCCUUUUUGAAUCCAAACAGAGUGGCGUGCUGUUAAGAAAAGAAACAUCGCUGGUGCUAACAUUGGACCUUUUAACAUCAGCUGUUUGGAUCUCGUGUCACGCAUUCACCCCUUCGCAUUGCCAGCUGUCAGCUGUUGUCACUUUUUCGACGGUCGUGUGGAAAAUUCAUGCAAAAAAUCCCCUAUUGAUAAACAAUAAAUAAGUGUGCGGAAAAAAGGAAGCCAGUAAACAAUUAAAUCUCGCGUCGUUUUGGUUCUUUUAGUUUUCCUUAAAUCACUUUGCUUUGCGCUUGUGUCAGGCAUUUCUCGGUUAAUUAAUCGGCAAAUCAGCAGCGGCGAUUACCAGUAAUAUGGAUAUUCUGAAGAAAAUGUUCAAAACCGAGGCGGAGAAGGAGCAGGACUCUUCGGUAUCCGCUUCCAAUAAGGAUGAGUUCCGCAAGCCCCAGUGGUUCGAGGAGGCCGAAACGGAUGACGAACUCUUCGACGAUGAUCGCAAGUUCGCCUUCCAGGUCUUCACCAGUCCGCUGGAGAUGCAGAAGCACUUUGAGAGCCAACUUCAAAGGCUCCUGGAGUCCCUGAACGAAAGUGAAGAUGGCUUUGAGCGGGACUUGAAGGGGGACUUUUUGAAGCCGGGAUUCGAGAGCAAGAUCUUGAAGAAGUUUGCCCAGCAAAAGGACCUAUCCCUGGAUACCGACUUGGAUGGCGAGAUCUAUGCUGAUCAGUUGCACUCGCUCAUCCAGCGUUUGAAUCCGGAGGAGAAGGCUGAGCCAGGCGACCAGGAACUAGGCAAUAUUUUGCCCUCGAAUCAGCACGGUUUCCGCAAGGGGUGCCAACGGGCCAAGCUCUCGGAUGAGGAGAUCAUCAUGGGCAGGAUCCAUGGAACGAUUUCCGCCGACGGGGAGAGCAAGUCGUGUGCUCGUCCGCCACGUCCGCCCAUGAAUAACAAGCCGGACAUCAUGACGCCCAUGACUCCGAUGUUGCCGCGCAGUGGAAUGACUCCAUUCGGUGGGGUUUUCGAUGGUAACUAUCAGGGUCCGAAGCUGUUCAGCCAGAGCGUGAUGACCAAGACGGUGCGCAAGCCGGAUGGCAGCUAUGAGACCACCAAGGUGACUCAGGACUCCUCGGGUCACAAGACCACCACCGUAACCCGGAUGGUAGAUGGCCGUAAGGAGACCAUUGUAAGCCACGACGGCGGGGAGGCAUCACCCGGAAUCGGGGCCGGAAAGCCGAAGGAUUCGUUGGUGGCUAAUGGCGAGCGCAACAUAUUCGUGACAAAAGAAGGCUACGCCAUGCCACGGAACCUCUGGUGACCAGUGGUGAACAACUAUUGCCCCAAUCAAGAUAAGCGAUCUCUGCUGCAGCAACAACAACAGAAACAACAGCAACAGUACGGGGAUAAGCUAAAGCGAUUCGUCGGCAACAUAGUCCCGCAUCCACACAACAUCCAAAUUAGAACCUACUACAUUUUAGUUUA
This is a messenger RNA of Drosophila ficusphila, 1520 nucleotides long. RefSeq lists its product as uncharacterized. Bases 397 to 1356 code for a protein of 319 amino acids. The record is from RefSeq and is a predicted model, not a curated record. NCBI's taxonomy places the organism in Eukaryota, Metazoa, Arthropoda, Insecta, Diptera, Drosophilidae. The transcript has 5 exons. Gene Ontology annotation, biological process: regulation of actin filament polymerization; negative regulation of apoptotic process. Gene Ontology annotation, cellular component: actin cytoskeleton; sarcoplasmic reticulum; mitochondrion.